Zasmidium cellare ATCC 36951 is the source of this 426-nucleotide messenger RNA. RefSeq lists its product as uncharacterized. Bases 1 to 426 code for a protein of 141 amino acids. Lineage: Eukaryota; Fungi; Ascomycota; Dothideomycetes; Mycosphaerellales; Mycosphaerellaceae. Gene Ontology annotation, molecular function: oxidoreductase activity. The record is from RefSeq and is a predicted model, not a curated record. The transcript is spliced from 2 exons.
AUGGUCCUGGAAGCGGGCUAUGCCAACACCACCGGAUUUCGCAAGGUCGUCAAGGCCACCAUCCUCGUCAAGAAGAAGCCCGGCAUGAGCGAUGAGGACUUCAUCCAGCACUACAAUCACAAACAUGCCCAGAUGGCGGCUCCGGUGCUGGAGAAGCACAAUGUGAUCACGUACAGUCUUACGUACUGCCUGAAUCGAGAUCGCAAGAUCAUGGCGGAUAUGCUACACGGCCAGGCGCAGAUGCUGGACUAUGAUGCGAUUUGCACCUUUGUGUUUAAGGACUACAAGGAUUUUGCCCGGUUCAUGUAUGAUCCUGGGUCAAAGGCUCUGACACCGGAUCACGACAAUUUCAUGGUUGAGAGCGAGAUGAAGAUGAUGGUAGGCGAUGAAUAUAUGGUGAUAGACGAGGGUCAGAGGGUGGGGUAG